Messenger RNA from Knipowitschia caucasica, 2763 nucleotides. Lineage: Eukaryota; Metazoa; Chordata; Actinopteri; Gobiiformes; Gobiidae. The record is from the annotation of a GenBank genome assembly.
AUGCCUGCCAGCGAAAACGAGUCGGUGAACACGGACAACGCUCCUGGAGCCGACGUUGAGGGCGAGGCCUGCUGCACCCGGCUCGCAUUCAGGAAAAAAGCAUUUCUAAAAAAUAGGAUCUCCAAAUCCAAGUUCAGCCGGUACUCGCGGAGGUGGAACCGCCUGUUCCGAAGAAAGUGCCGAGCGGGCGUGAAAUCACAGGUUUUCUAUUGGCUUGUCAUCUUCCUGGUUUUCCUCAACACAUUAACCAUUGCCUCGGAGCAUCACCAGCAGCCACAGUGGUUAACAGACAUACAAGAUAUCGCCAACAAAGUGCUUCUGGCUCUGUUCACCGGCGAGAUGCUGCUGAAGAUGUACAGUUUAGGGCUGCAGGCAUACUUCGUUUCGCUGUUCAAUCGCUUUGACAGCUUCGUUGUUUGUGGGGGAAUCCUGGAGACCAUUCUAGUGGAAACCAAGAUCAUGUCUCCUCUGGGCAUCUCUGUGUUGCGAUGUGUGCGCCUGCUCCGGAUAUUUAAAAUCACAAGAUAUUGGAACUCCCUGUCCAACCUGGUGGCCUCUCUGCUCAACUCGGUGCGCUCCAUCGCUUCCCUGUUGCUGCUGCUCUUCCUCUUCAUCAUCAUCUUCUCACUCCUGGGGAUGCAGCUGUUCGGAGGGAAAUUCAACUUUGACGAAACGCGGCGAAGCACAUUCGAUAACUUCCCCCAGUCGCUGCUCACAGUCUUUCAGAUCCUGACCGGAGAGGACUGGAACUCGGUCAUGUACGAUGGCAUCAUGGCGUAUGGAGGGCCUUCCUUCCCUGGGAUGUUGGUGUGCAUCUACUUCAUCAUACUCUUCAUCUGCGGAAACUACAUCCUCCUGAAUGUCUUCUUGGCCAUCGCUGUGGACAACCUGGCCGAUGCCGAGAGUCUCACGUCUGCACAGAAGGAGGAGGAAGAAGAGAAAGAGAGGAAGAAGUUGGCACGAAUGGCCAGUCCAGAAAAGCGUCACAACAAUGAGAAACCUCCCAUAGAAGAAGAAAAGAAGGAAAAGAUCGAGCUCAAGUCCAUUACAGCGGAUGGAGAGACCAAUAAUGCCACUAAGAUCAACAUGGACGACUACAUUGUAGAUGAAAAUGAGGAUAAGAACCCAUAUCCUGCAAAUGAUUAUAUGGGAGAUGAUGACGACGAGGAGCCCGAGAUGCCAGUGGGGCCCAGACCACGGCCUCUGUCGGACAUCCAGCUAAAGGAGAAGGCUGUUCCCAUGCCCGAGGCCAGAGCCUUCUUUGUAUUCAGCCACACCAACAAAUUCAGGGUUUUGUGUCAUAAGAUUGUCAACCACAACAUCUUCACCAACCUCAUCCUAUUCUUCAUCCUGCUGUCCAGCAUCAGCCUGGCAGCAGAGGACCCAGUCAAGAAUGACUCCUUCAGGAACCAGAUCCUGGGCUAUGCAGACCACGUCUUCACUGGCCUCUUCACCAUUGAGAUCAUCCUAAAGAUGACGGCCUAUGGAGCUUUCUUGCAUAAGGGUUCAUUUUGCAGAAACUAUUUUAAUAUUUUGGACCUGGUGGUGGUCAGCGUGUCCCUCAUCUCUUCAGGAAUACAGUCUAGUGCAAUAAACGUGGUGAAGAUUUUGCGUGUUUUGAGGGUGCUUCGACCUCUGAGGGCCAUCAACAGAGCCAAAGGAUUAAAGCAUGUGGUGCAGUGUGUGUUUGUGGCCAUUCGAACCAUCGGGAACAUCGUGAUCGUCACCACACUGCUGCAGUUCAUGUUCGCUUGUAUAGGAGUGCAGCUUUUCAAGGGCAAGUUUUUCUUAUGCACGGACAGCUCUAAACAGACUCAGGCCGACUGCAGGGGCUCGUACAUCCUGUAUAAGAACGGCGACGUUGGCAAACCAGAGCGGGCGCAGAGACACUGGGAGAACAGCGAUUUCAACUUUGACGACGUUCUUCAGGGAAUGAUGGCUCUGUUUGCUGUGUCCACCUUCGAGGGCUGGCCUGGGCUGCUGUACCGGGCCAUCGACUCUCACGCUGAGGACGUGGGGCCCGUCUACAACUACCGUGUGGUCAUCUCCAUCUUCUUCAUCAUCUACAUCAUCAUCAUCGCCUUCUUCAUGAUGAACAUCUUUGUGGGUUUCGUCAUCGUCACGUUUCAGGAGCAGGGAGAGCAGGAGUACAAGAACUGUGAGCUGGACAAGAACCAGCGUCAGUGUGUGGAGUAUGCCCUGAAGGCUCGUCCCCUCCGCCGCUACAUCCCUAAAAAUCCAUACCAGUACAAGGUCUGGUAUGUGGUCAACUCCUCCUACUUUGAAUACCUGAUGUUCACCCUCAUCCUGCUCAACACCAUCUGCCUGGCCAUGCAACAUCACGGUCAGACCAAAGGCUUCAACGAUGCCAUGAACAUCCUGAACAUGCUUUUCACUGGCCUCUUCACCGUGGAGAUGAUCCUCAAGCUUAUUGCCUUCAAACCCAGGGGGUACUUUAGUGAUCCCUGGAAUGUGUUUGAUUUCCUCAUCGUAAUUGGCAGCAUUAUUGACGUCAUUCUGAGUGAAAUCAACCCAGCUGAUUCGUCCCACUCUUCCUCCUCCCACCCCCCUGUGGUAAGGCCAAUGGUACGCUCCGACGGUAACAUCCGCCUCCCCUUCAUCACCCUCUCUCGCCCCACCCCCUCCAUGGGGUACCCUGACCGGGUCACUCUCCCGCUACACCCUUGUUGUGGUGGUUGUUGGUCCGUGUUGCUGCAGCAUGUCCACGGGUUUGCCGACGUGUGGUGCUCUGGGAGUCUUUGA